GGUUAGCUUACGAAGCAAAGCUGUAUCUUUGAAUUCCUGUUUGCUAACCAUCCUCGUGACAGGAUAUUUCUCUCUUGGACAGUAUUCAUAAAUUCAGGGGUCCCUUAAAGGGACAGUUUCCUCUGCCCUUCUUUUCAGCCGGGCAGCUCCCACGACCUUGGACUAAGUGGAGGGGCAGCCCAGACAAGGCUGCCCUCGUUCUUGUGCCCCGUCCUCCUUUUCCAACCGCCCGUGGGCCAUGAGGCUGCCCCUACUUCUGGCUCUUCUCUCUGUCAUUCCAGUUGGGGCGCAGCUAUCAGACAGUAAGCAAUUCUUGAUAUACAAUGAAGAUCAUAAGCGUUGUGUGGAAGCCAUAAGUCCCAGUGCAGUUCAAACAGCGACCUGCAACCCACAAGCUGAAUCUCAGAAGUUCCAAUGGGUGUCUGAGUCACGAGUUAUGAGCGUUGCUUUCAAACUGUGCUUGGGAGUGCCAUCAAAAACAGACUGGGUGCCCAUCACUUUGCAUGAGUGCAACACAGAGAGUGAGUUUCAGAAGUGGGAGUGCAAAAAUGACACACUUUUUGGCAUCAAGAAUAAAGACUUAUUUUUCAAUUAUGGCAAUAAACAAGAGAAAAAUGUCAUGCUCUACAAGGGAUCUGGUUUAUGGAGCAGGUGGAAGAUCUUCGGGACCACAGACGACUUGUGCUCCAGAGGCUAUGAAGCUAUCUAUUCACUAAAUGGCAAUUCAAAUGGAGCCGUCUGUGCAUUUCCAUUCAAGUUUCAAAACAAGUGGUACGCGGAAUGUACAACUGCUGGGCGGUCAGAUGGCAAUCUCUGGUGUGGGACGACCACGAACUACGACGUCGAUAAGCUGUAUGGAUUCUGCCCAUCGAAAUUGGGUGGUGGGAACUUUUGGACAAAAGACCCACUGACCAGCAUUCUGUACCAGAUCAACGCUGAGUCUGCUCUUACAUGGCAUCAGGCGAGGAGGAGCUGCCAGCAACAGGAUGCUGAGCUCUUGAGCAUCACCGAGAUUCAUGAGCAGAUGUACCUGACAGGAUUAACAAGCACCUUGACCUCAGGGCUGUGGAUUGGACUUAACAGUCUGAGUUUCAACACUGGUUGGCAGUGGAGUAGUGGCAGUCCAUUCCGCUAUCUGAACUGGCUACCAGGAAGUCCAUCAGCAGAACCUGGAAAGAGCUGUGUGUCACUCAACCCUGGAAAAAAUGCUAAAUGGGAAAACAUGGAGUGUGCUCAUAAACUAGGCUAUAUUUGUAAAAAGGGCAACAGUACUUUGAAUUCUUUUAUUAUUCCCUCUGAGACUGACGUGUCUGUUAAAUGUCCUAACCAGUGGUGGCCAUAUGCAGGCCACUGCUACAGGAUCCACAGAGAGGACAAGAAGAUCCAGAGGCAUGCUUUGCAAGCCUGCCGGAAAGAAGGCGGUGACCUUGCAAGUAUCCACAGCAUAGAGGAAUUUGACUUCAUUAUCUCUCAGCUAGGAUAUGAGCCCAAUGAUGAGCUGUGGAUUGGUCUCAAUGACAUCAAGAUUCAAAUGUACUUUGAGUGGAGUGAUGGGACUCCUGUAACUUUCACCAGAUGGCUUCGUGGAGAGCCAAGCCACGAGAACAACAGGCAGGAGGACUGUGUGGUGAUGAAAGGACAGGAAGGGUACUGGGCAGAUAGGGCCUGCGAGCAGUCACUUGGUUACAUUUGCAAGAUGAAAUCACAAGCCCAUGUUCCCGGAUCAGAGGAGGCAGAAAAGGGCUGCCAGAAAGGCUGGAAAAGGCAUGGUUUUUACUGUUACUUGGUUGGCCACACACUGUCAACAUUUUCAGAAGCAAACCAAACAUGCCAGAGUGAGAAGGCUUAUUUAAUAACUGUUGAAGACAGAUAUGAACAAGCAUUCCUGACUAGUUUGGUUGGAUUGAGGCCUGAAAAAUAUUUUUGGACAGGACUUUCAGAUGUCAAAAGCAAAGGGACCUUUCAGUGGACUGUAGAAGAGCAAGUUCAGUUCACCCACUGGAAUGCAGACAUGCCAGGACGAAAGACAGGAUGUGUUGCCAUGAGAACUGGAAUUGCUGGAGGCUUGUGGGAUGUUUUGAAAUGUGAUGAAAAGGCAAAAUUUGUAUGCAAGCACUGGGCAGAAGGAGUAACUCGCCCACCAGAACCCACCACAACUCCUGAACCCAAAUGUCCGGAGGAUUGGGGUACCAGCAGUAAAACCACUUUGUGUUUCAAGCUGUAUGCAAAAGGAAAACAUGAGAAGAAAACAUGGUUUGAAUCGCGAGACUUUUGCAGAGCUCUGGGUGGAGAACUGGCUAGCAUCAAUAACAAAGACGAGCAGCAAACGAUAUGGCGGCUCAUAACGGCCAGUGGGAGCUAUCACGAGCUGUUCUGGUUGGGGCUGACUCAUGGAAGUCCUUCAGAGGGUUUCACCUGGAGUGACGGUUCUCCUGUUUCAUAUGAAAACUGGGCAUAUGGAGAACCUAAUAACUACCAAAAUGUUGAAUUCUGUGGUGAGCUGAAAGGUGAUCCUGGCAUGUCCUGGAAUGAUAUUAACUGUGAGCACCUUAACAACUGGAUUUGUCAGAUACAAAAAGGGAAAACACUACAACCUGAGCCAACACCAGCUCCUCAAGACAAUCCACCGGUCACAGCAGAUGGGUGGGUUAUCUACAAAGAUUCCCAGUAUUAUUUUAGCAAGGAGAAGGAAACCAUGGAUAAUGCACGGGCAUUUUGCAAGCGGAAUUUUGGUGAUCUUGUUUCCAUCAAAAGUGAAAGUGAAAAGAAGUUUAUAUGGAAAUAUGUAAACAGAAAUGGUGGCCAGUCACCAUAUUUUAUUGGCUUGUUGAUCAGCUUGGAUAAGAAGUUUAUUUGGAUGGAUGGAAGCAAAGUGGAUUAUGUGGCCUGGGCCACCGGUGAACCCAAUUUUGCAAAUGAUGAUGAAAACUGUGUAACUAUGUAUACAAAUUCAGGGUUUUGGAAUGACAUUAACUGUGGCUUUCCAAAUAACUUCAUUUGCCAGAGGCAUAAUAGCAGCAUCAAUGCCACAGCAGUGCCCACCGUGCCCCCCCGCCCUGGUGGCUGUAAGGAAGGCUGGAAUUUAUACAAUAACAAGUGUUUCAAAAUCUUCGGAUUUGUUGAAGGAGAAAGAAAAAAUUGGCAAGACGCACGCACAGCUUGCAUAGCGCUUAAAGGAAACCUGGUGUCCGUGCAGAACGAGAAAGAACAAGCAUUUCUUACCUAUCAUAUGAAGGACUCUGAUUUUAAUGCUUGGACUGGGAUGAAUGAUAUCAAUCAGGAGCACACAUUUCUUUGGACAGAUGGACGAGGAGUUCAUUAUACAAACUGGGGGAAAGGCUACCCUGGAGGGAGAAGGAGCAGUUUGUCAUAUGAGGAUGCUGACUGUGUUGUUAUUAUUGGAGGCAAAUCACACGAGGCGGGGACCUGGAUGGAUGACGCCUGUGACAGUAAGCGAGGCUAUAUUUGUCAGGUGCCCUCUGACCCUUCCUUGCCUGUUCCUCCAACGAUAGCUCCAGCAGAUGGCUUUAUUAAAUAUGGUGAAAGCAAUUAUUCCCUCAUCAAAUCAAAGUUGCCAUGGCAUGAAGCCGAGAAAUAUUGCAAAGUGCAUUCAUCCCGUAUUGCUAGCGUUCUAGACCCCUACAGCAACGCAUUUGUGUGGAUGCAGCUGCUCCCAUUCAACGUACCUGUGUGGCUCGCCCUGAACGGUAACUUGACCAACAAUGAGUACACUUGGACUGAUAAAUGGAGGAUGAGGUACACCAACUGGGGGGCUGACGAACCCAAGUUGAAGUCAGCGUGUGUUUAUAUGGAUGUGGAUGGCUACUGGAAGACAUCACACUGCAAUGAAAGCUUUUAUAUUCUCUGCAAAAAGUCAGAUGAAAUUCCUGCAACAGAACCUCCACAGCUGCCUGGCAGGUGUCCAGAGUCAGAGCAGAAUGCUUGGAUUCCUUUUCACGGCCACUGCUAUUACAUCGAAUCUUCAUUUACAAGGAACUGGGGACAGGCUUCUUUGGAAUGUCUUCGAAUGGGUUCUUCCCUGGCUUCCAUUGAAAGUUCUGCUGAAUCCAGUUUUCUGUCAUAUCGGGUUGAACCUCUUAAAAGUAAAACCAAUUUUUGGAUAGGCAUGUUUAGAAAUGUGGAAGGCAAGUGGCUGUGGAUAAAUCAAAGUCCUGUCUCCUUUGUCAACUGGAACACAGGAGACCCCUCUGGUGAACGAAAUGAUUGUGUGGUUUUAGCUGCUGCUUCUGGGUCUUGGAAUAACAUCCACUGUACUUCCUAUAAAGGAUUUAUCUGCAAAAUGCCAAAACUUGUUGAUGCUGAACCUACCCAGGCAUUAAUCACAACAAAAGCUGAGAUGGUGGUGCCUUCCAAAUCGUCUUCCAGAGUGACAGGAGUGGUCAUUGUGAUUCUCCUGAUUCUGGCAGCUGCUGGUUUCGCUGCCUUUUUCUUUUAUAAGAAGAGGCGUGUGCACAUACCUCAAGAGAGCACAUUUGAGAACACUCUCUAUUUUAACAGUCAGUCCAGCCCAGGCACAAGUGAUACAAAAGACCUCAUGAGCAACAUUGAACAGAACGAGCAUGCAGUCAUCUAGUACAAUAAUGUGAUGUCCUUGUAUUUGAAUUUCAUAAAAUUUUAAGUAAAAUGUAAAAUUUGUUAAUUCAGUGUGAUUGUUUCUUUUAGGAAAUAAUAUUGGGUUGUGCUGGUCUGUCCCUUUUCUUUGCCUAAUUGAAACAAUAAUCUCAUUUUCUAGCCUGGCAAGACAUUUUUACAAAGAGAUGUACUGACGUUGGUUACCGCAAUUUAAAGUAUCCUAGGUGAAUACUCAGCACUGCGAUGCCAGUGCUGCAGCACCGUGGGUGGGUUGCCUGUGCCAACUUCAUGCUUAUAACAAGAGCUUUACAAAUAACCAACUAGGCCUUUUGGGAUGUUUUAAGGAUUUCCCAAAGAUAGGCCAUGCAAUGAAUCGUAAUUCAACAAUAAGUCCAUUUUAAAAAUAAGCGUGAAUAACCUCAAGGGCAUUAAACAUGUAGCCAGUUUCAGUUGUACAGUAUCAGUUUCAUGCCAAGUAAUGAGUACAAUAUGGCUGUUAGGAAUCUUGUUUUCUCCAGUAAGGUUUGAUAGGCUGAAUCUUGCAGAUACAUUAUUUUUCCUGUUAUGUGAAUAUCAGGCAGUCAGUGAUGUUGAAUAAAAAUAUAAAUUUGCAUACUUGAAUGUACUUAGAUAAUAUGAAAUAAACAGUAAAGACAACAUAUA
This is a messenger RNA of Jaculus jaculus (lesser Egyptian jerboa), 5256 nucleotides long. RefSeq names its product mannose receptor C-type 1 (gene Mrc1). Gene Ontology annotation, molecular function: signaling receptor activity. The transcript has 30 exons. The record is from RefSeq and is a predicted model, not a curated record. NCBI's taxonomy places the organism in Eukaryota, Metazoa, Chordata, Mammalia, Rodentia, Dipodidae. The coding region runs from base 239 to 4594 and encodes 1451 amino acids.